GUUUUUAAUGCAAAAACAGCAGAGCUCUUGAGUCACCAUCAAGUUGAGAUACAGCAGAAAUUCCCUAAAGAAGGAUGGGUGGAACAAGAUCCAAAGGAAAUACUAAAGUCUGUCCAUGAAUGUGUCGAAAGGGCCUGUGAGAAACUGCAACAACUGAACAUAGACAUCACUAACAUAAAAGCCAUUGGAGUCAGCAAUCAGAGAGAAACAACAGUGGUUUGGGACAAGACAACUGGAGAACCUCUUUAUAAUGCUAUUGUGUGGCUUGACCUGAGAACACAGUCAACAGUUGAGCGGCUUCUUAAAAGAAUUCCAGGAAAAAACAAAGCCUUUUUUAAGUUUAGGACUGGUCUUCCACUUAGUACUUAUUUUAGUGCAGUGAAACUUCGAUGGCUUUUGGAUAACGUGGAAGAGAUUAGGCAAGCAGUUGAUGAUGGAAGAGCUAUGUUUGGGACUAUUGAUUCAUGGCUUAUAUGGAGUUUGACAGGUGGAAAGAAUGGAGGUGUUCACUGUACAGAUGUAACCAAUGCCAGCAGAACAAUGUUGUUCAACAUUCAUUCCUUGGAAUGGGAUCCUGAGCUCUGCCAGUUCUUUGAUAUUCCUAUGGAAAUACUCCCAAAAGUACGAAGCUCCUCUGAGAUUUAUGGCCUGAUGAAAAUCUGUCCUAGCCUGAAAUCUGGAGCUUUGACAGGGGUACCAAUUUCUGGGUGCUUGGGUGACCAGUCUGCUGCUCUUGUUGGGCAAAUGUGUUUUCAAGAUGGGCAGGCAAAAAAUACGUAUGGAACAGGAUGUUUCUUGCUGUGCAAUACAGGUCAGAAGUCUGUGUUCUCUGAGCAUGGUCUUCUAACCACAAUAGCUUACAAACUGGGCAGAGACAAACCUGUUUGUUAUGCACUAGAGGGAUCUGUUGCAAUAGCUGGUGCUGUUGUUCGUUGGCUGAGGGACAAUCUAGGUAUCGUUAAGACUUCAGAGGAAGUUGAAAAACUGGCCGCGGAAGUGGGGACUUCUUAUGGCUGCUACUUUGUGCCAGCAUUUUCAGGACUGUAUGCACCAUACUGGGAACCCAGUGCAAGGGGUAUUAUCUGUGGCCUUACUCAGUUUACAAAUAAAAACCACAUCGCCUUUGCUGCACUAGAAGCGGUCUGCUUUCAAACACGAGAGAUUUUAGAUGCCAUAAACAAGGAUUGUGGGAUACCACUAAAUCAGUUACAGGUAGAUGGAGGAAUGACCAAUAACAAAGUCCUCAUGCAACUCCAAUCAGAUAUUCUCUGUAUUCCAGUAGUAAAGCCAUCAAUGCCUGAAACAACAGCUCUAGGAGCUGCUAUGGCAGCAGGAGCUGCAGAAGGAGUUGGAAUUUGGAGUCUGAAUCCUGGAGAUUUGACAGCAGUGACAUGUGAACGAUUUGAACCACAGAUCAACCCAGAGGAAAGCGAAUUUCGUUAUGCCAGAUGGAAGAAAGCUGUGAUGAAAUCUAUGGGCUGGGAGACAUCUGAAGCUCCUCCAAAUGGUACUGGUAAAUGAGACUACUUAAUGGACUCUCUGGAUGCAGCUGAUUUUUUGUUUCGUUUUGGUUUAUUUUGUGAAGAGAUUCCACCACCAGUGUGAUUAUCCUACUUGUGUGUCUAAAUCCUUUCAUGA
Molecule: messenger RNA, 1638 nt
Organism: Phaethon lepturus (White-tailed tropicbird)
Lineage: Eukaryota; Metazoa; Chordata; Aves; Phaethontiformes; Phaethontidae
Gene: GK
Product: glycerol kinase
Exons: 19
Biological process (GO): glycerol-3-phosphate biosynthetic process; glycerol metabolic process; triglyceride metabolic process
Cellular component (GO): mitochondrion
Molecular function (GO): glycerol kinase activity
Source: RefSeq, a predicted model, not a curated record